Eremomyces bilateralis CBS 781.70 is the source of this 750-nucleotide messenger RNA. RefSeq names its product glycoside hydrolase family 61 protein-like protein. The transcript has 9 exons. The record is from RefSeq and is a predicted model, not a curated record. Bases 1 to 750 code for a protein of 249 amino acids. Lineage: Eukaryota; Fungi; Ascomycota; Dothideomycetes; Eremomycetales; Eremomycetaceae.
AUGAAGUCAUUCUUCCUCGGAUUGCUCUCCGUGGGCAGCGUCGCUGCUCAUGGCUACGUAUCCACAGCGGACAUCGACGGCAAGGAAUAUCAACUUUAUCAGCCAUAUCAAGAUCCGUACAUGAACCCUGCACCGCAACGGAUAUCACGACCAGUUCAAGGGAAUGGCCCAGUUCAAGAUAUAACCCUCAGCGAUAUUCAGUGCGGAGGUUGGGCAGAGGGCGGAAAAGACACCGCUGGCUCAAAGCCUGCUCCAUUGCAUGCAGACGCUACUGCCGGGUCCUCUGUGACGCUCCAUUGGACAAAAUGGCCCGAGAGUCACGUUGGACCGGUGAUUACGUACUUGGCUCGCUGCCCAGACAGUGGCUGCAACGACUGGAUGCCUGGGAAUGAUGCGGUUUGGUUCAAGGUCGCUGAAGCAGGACGGGAGGGAACUUCAAACAAUUGGGCCGAUGCGCCUCUUAGAGCGGACAACAGCCCCGGCGCGACGUUCAAGAUCCCGCAGUGCAUCAAACCCGGCUAUUACAUCAUUCGCCACGAACUCAUCGCGCUGCACGCAGCGUGGGAAUAUCCCGGCGCGCAAUUUUACCCGAACUGCAUCCAAAUCAAGGUCAAAGGUUCCGGGAACACUACUCCAAGUGACUUGGUCAGCUUCCCUGGCGCAUAUAAACCCACCGAUCCGGGAAUUACUUACGAUGCAUACAAAGCUACGCCAUACACGAUACCCGGCCCCAAGCUCUUUACAUGCUAA